AUGCCUCGUACCAUAAAGUGCAUCCUCUGCGCCGUGGCGCUGGUUGCUGCUUUUGCCGCAGCACUGGCGAUUACGAUGACAGUCAGGGAGAAGGUUCCGAACGGCCUCUACUGCGGCAGUUAUGCGAGUGGCCUUCUGGUGGGCAAUUUGUCGGUGAGGUACGAUUUACAUUUGUUCGAUUUGUCCUUGAGGGGACUGGGCAUGGACCUUAACUGCAAGGAUGAGGUGUUUACGUACGAUCUCAAGACGCACAAGUUGGUGGCCGUUUCUGCCAAAGACCCUUUUGACUGCAUCGGCUCAGUCAUCCAGAAAAGCGGUUUGCAUCUCGAGACCACAUAUAACCCUACCGUGGACGUGAUCACUCUCAAUUUUGGCAUUGCGAAGAUCGAUUGCAAGAAGUGCCGCGCCUUGUCUUACCUUCAACCUGCUUUGUGA
Leishmania mexicana MHOM/GT/2001/U1103 is the source of this 435-nucleotide messenger RNA. RefSeq lists its product as hypothetical. The transcript has a single exon. The coding region runs from base 1 to 435 and encodes 144 amino acids. The record is from RefSeq and is a predicted model, not a curated record. NCBI's taxonomy places the organism in Eukaryota, Euglenozoa, Kinetoplastea, Trypanosomatida, Trypanosomatidae.